Molecule: messenger RNA, 765 nt
Organism: Diatraea saccharalis (sugarcane borer)
Lineage: Eukaryota; Metazoa; Arthropoda; Insecta; Lepidoptera; Crambidae
Source: the annotation of a GenBank genome assembly
AUGGAGAUGCGAGCAUUUAGGGAAGAGAUGCGGGAGGAACUGUGCUCUGCUUGCCUUGAAACAAAAUGGUUAAAUGAUACUGUGGCGGCGCUUACGGGUAGGCUCACAGAGUGCGAAGGUCGAGUUGGGGUUCUUAAUGAGCGUGUGAUUACACUUGAAACACGACUCACUACUGAAAAGGUGGACAAUGCUUCGCUUAUUGCUGAAAUUGACAGAAUGAAAUCGGAACUGAAUGAUCGAGAUCAAGAUCUAUUGCUUACGGAGCUUGAGGUGACUUGCAUACAGGAGCAGCCGAAUGAAAGUUUGCUACAUAUUAUCGGUACGGUUGCUACUAAACUUGGUGUUCAUCUGGAUGAACAGGAUAUUGUUAGUGUAGUGCGAAUGGGCCAUGUACUAGAUGCGUCCCAGACCUUUGCUGUGCUUCGCACGCGUCCAAUUGUAGUACGGUUGGCACGACGUGUUGUACGUGAUAAACUGUUGGAAGCUGCAAGGGUGCGUCGGGGUGUUACCACUGAGGGCAUGGGUCUUCCCGGUAAACCUGCUCAAUUUUUUUUAAAUGAGAGACUGACUAAAUAUAACGGAAUGUUGUUUCGGCGGGCGCGGCAGAUGGGGCGUGAGCGGGGAUGGCGUUUCAUCUGGUCGAGGAAUGGUCGAAUUUUUGCACGUCAGCAUCCUGGAGUCGGCUCCAUUCGUUAUGGUAUUCGUGCUGAAGCAGACCUUGACCGUGUUUUUGGCCUGGAGGCGGGGGGCGCUUAUUAUAACUAA